Molecule: messenger RNA, 966 nt
Organism: Rhineura floridana
Lineage: Eukaryota; Metazoa; Chordata; Lepidosauria; Squamata; Rhineuridae
Product: vitelline membrane outer layer protein 1 homolog
Exons: 4
Coding region: 1-789 (262 amino acids)
Source: RefSeq, a predicted model, not a curated record
AUGCUCAAUGUGUCCAACGGGGGCGCUGAGGGGGUCUGGGGGCAACCAGAGUUCUGCAAGUCAGGCUAUGCAGAUGGCUUUGCAGUCAAGGUGAGCGGCCACCAGAGCAACCUCUUCUGCCCCACAGGUGCCAGAUGCGGCCUUGCCCUGCUGGGAUGGCACAUCCACCCCCUUCUCUCCUGGGCUGUUCAAUGGCCGACGGCAGGGGAGGGGGACCCCACCAGGGCCCGCGCUGAGUGUGGAGCUGCUGGAGUCACCCCAGGGCUUCCUCCCCGGGCAAGACAACACAGCGCUGAACAGGAUCCUUCUGCUUUGUGCCCAGGGGGCAACAUCACUUCAUCUGUGGGCAAAUAUCUCUCCUCAGUCUUCUCUUCUCCAGGCCAAACAUGCCCAGUUCUUUCAGUCUCUCCUCACAGGGCUUUGUUUCCAGUCCCCUCAUCAUCCUCGUUGCCCUCCUCUGAACCUCAUCCUCUCUUUGCUUCUCCCAACCCAAGCUGGGGCAAAUGGACCACGAGCCAAUGGUGUUCCAAGGGGCCGCUCGUCUCCUUCCAGCUGCAGGUGGAGUUCCGGCGAAGGGGUCUCGACGCCACGGCAGCCAACGGCCUCCGGAUGAGGUGCAGAGACAAGGAAGACCUGCAGGUCCACCAGGACGGCUGGGGGGAGUGGGGCUUGUGGAGCGCCCCCUGCCCCAGGGGCUACAUCUGCGGGCUCCAGACUCGAGUGCAGCCCCCCGUGGGCAUCAAGGAUGACACCGCUCUCAACGACGCCCGGUUCUUCUGCUGCUGCUGAGGAUUCUGGCAACCACAGCGAUGCACGCCCACCCACAGGAAAAUGCCAGAGGAGAAUCGGGGGGGCAAUGAAAAUGUGGAAAAGCUGCAGUAAAAAGUUGCUUCUCCCUUUCAUGUUGCAAAGUUUCUUAAUGGUGUAAAAAAAAGCAACUCCCAAUUAUAAAUAGCAAUUUGCUAA